Molecule: messenger RNA, 4671 nt
Organism: Manis pentadactyla (Chinese pangolin)
Lineage: Eukaryota; Metazoa; Chordata; Mammalia; Pholidota; Manidae
Gene: UNKL
Product: unk like zinc finger
Exons: 15
Coding region: 61-2259 (732 amino acids)
Molecular function (GO): metal ion binding
Source: RefSeq, a predicted model, not a curated record
AGAUCCGGAGGGGCGGGGGCGGGCCCGCGGCGCAUGCGCGCUGCAUUGUUUUGACUGAAAAUGCCGUCGGUUUCGAAAGCGGCGGCGGCGGCGCUGAGCGGGUCCCCCCCGCAGACGGAGAAGCCGACCCACUACAGGUAUCUAAAGGAGUUUAGGACAGAGCAGUGCGCCCUGUUUGUGCAGCACAAGUGCACCCAGCACAGGCCAUUUACCUGUUUCCAUUGGCAUUUCCUAAAUCAGCGUCGGCGCAGACCGCUCCGCAGGCGCGACGGCACGUUCAACUACAGCCCAGACGUGUACUGCUCCAAGUAUGACGAGGCCAGCGGCGUGUGCCCCGACGGCGAUGAGUGUCCCUACCUGCACCGGACGGCGGGCGACACGGAGCGCAAGUACCACCUGCGCUACUACAAGACGGGCAUCUGCAUCCACGAGACCGACGCCCGGGGUCACUGCCUGAGGAACGGGCUGCACUGCGCCUUCGCCCAUGGCCCCCUGGACCUGCGGCCACCAGUGUGUGAUGUCAGGGAGCUGCAGGCUCAGGAAGCCCUGCAGAAUGGCCAGCUCGGCAGUGGGGACGGCCUCCCUGACCUGCAGCCCGGGGUCUUGGCCAGCCAGGCCAUGAUCGAGAAGGUCCUGGGCGAGGACCCCCGGUGGCAAGACACCAACUUCGUGCUGGGCAGCUACAAGACCGAGCAGUGCCCGAAGCCGCCACGCCUGUGCCGCCAAGGCUAUGCGUGUCCACACUACCACAAUGGCAGGGACAGACGGCGGGACCCCCGGAGGUUCCAGUACAGGUCCACACCGUGCCCCAGUGUGAAGCUCGGCGAUGAAUGGGGCGAGCCCUCAAGGUGUGACAGCGGGGACAGCUGCCUGUACUGCCAUUCCCGCACGGAGCAGCAGUUCCACCCCGAGAUCUACAAAUCUACGAGGUGCAACGACAUGCGCCAGACUGGCCUCUGCCCUCGGGGUCCUUUCUGUGCCUUUGCACACGUGGAAAAGAGCCUCGGAACAGCCAACGGCUGGGGCUGCCGAGACCUGCCCUGCACCGGCAGCACCGCGGCCGACGGCGGCUGGCCUGGAAACGCAAAGUGGAGAGACUCGCCCGCGGCAGGCGGCCAAAAAGCCAGCGAGCAGGACAGUAAGCAGAACCACCUUUCAGUGUUUGCUGUGGUUCACCCUCUGGCACCCAGUGUGGCAUCCAGCGUGGCGUCCAGCCUGGCAUCGAGCACUGGCUCCGGCAGCUCCUCCCCGCCCGCCCUGCCCGCCCUCCCGGCCAGCACCCACGCGCUCGGCCCCACUGGCACUGCUGUCGAGUCUGUCCCAGGUUCUGCUCUGGAUCUGCACCUGAGUGACCUGAAUCUCGCACCCCCAGAGAAGGGACUUGAGGAGCAGGACGCCAGUGACCUUGGCCCCCCAGGUCAGCGGUCGCUGGGGGGCUCAGCUCCCGUGGCCAUCCCAGGCGGCCCACCCCGCUCCCCGUCCCUGCCGUCCUCGUCCUCGCUGUCCACCUCCCCGCUCUGCUCGCUCUCCCAGCCCCCGUCGGGGCCGUUCGUCUCCUCGGCCAUGACGCCCCCCCAGCAGCCACCGCCCCUCAAGUCGGAGCCCGACGCACUGGGCUCCUCGGCCCCGUCCUACGCCUUAGGCUUGAACGGCGUCCCCGGGAGCAUCUGGGACUUUGUUUCUGGCAGCUUCUCUCCCAGCCCGACCCCCAUCCUGAGCGCCGGCCCCCCGUCCUCUUCAAGCACAAGCCCCAACGGCGCCGAACUGGCUCGCGUCCGGCGGCAGCUGGACGAGGCCCGGAGGAAGAUCAGGCAGUGGGAGGAGUCCUGGCAGCAGGUGAAGCAGGCCUGUGACGCGUGGCAGCGGGAGGCCAAGGAGGCCAAGGAGCGCGCGCUGGCGGCCGACAGUGCCCGGCAGCUGGCCCUGCAGAAGAAGGAGGAGGUGGAGGCGCAGUUCAGGCGGCUGCAGGAGGAGCUGGAGGGCCGGGGAGCGGCCGCGGUGCUACCUGGGCUGCGGCGCUGCGGGGACCUGGGCGCGGUGCCUCUGCCCAAGCUGCGCUCCCUGCGGAGCCAGCUGCGCCUGGACUUGGAAGCGGUCGAUGGGGUGAUCUUCCAGCUGCGCUCGAAGCAGUGCGAGGUGUGCCGGGAGCGGGCCCACGGCGCCGUCCUGCGGCCCUGCCAGCACCGUGCCCUGUGUGAGCCAUGCGCGGCCAGCGCGCCCGGAUGCCCCUACUGCGAUGGCCAGUCCAUCCCGUGGUGAUGGCGCCUUGCCCGUGUUCCACAGAUGCGGUGACAUCGCCGCUCAGCUCCUGGUUCCACCGACUCGGGGCCCCGGCCCUGGGCAACUGCUGGGACCGGAGCCUGCGUGUCCUGCCGUGGCUGCUCGGGGUUCCUCCGGUAGACCCGGCGGGACCCUGCCCCGCCCCACUGGCUCCGCUCACAGCGGUCUGGGCGGGAGGGCGUGGGAGCCCGCGGGGGCUGCGCAGUCCUGGCACUACUCGGACUGAUCCUGGGAAUUCGGGUCCAGCAAAGCACUUUGUAAACCGAGGAACUUAAACGGGCGUCUUAAGUUGCUAUAAGCUGCUUUCUAGGUUCAUGUUUUUUUUAAUAUGCGAUAAUAUGAAGCUUUAUAUGUGUACUGUGAACUUAAAAUAUUACUAUCAGUUUGUUAACUCAUAGUAUGGUAAUUACAUUAGAUUUCAUAUCCUGAAAUGUUACUUCUGAAAUGAGCAUUUAUCUAUUUAGUGAGAGAGACCUAGGAUUUUUAUAGUUUUCAAAUUAAGUGCAAAUAGUAUUUAUAGCAGGGAGUGAUUCUUGAAAGAUAUGUCCGUUUAAAUGCUUUUAACUUUGUGGGAAGAAUGCUUCCCAAGCACGCGGCGCGCGUCCACUGGCCGGUCCGCCGCCGCGGGGCGGGGCGAGUGGGGCGGAGCUCGCUGUUGGGCCCGCCCACUUCUCUAAGCGCCUGCGCCUGCGGAAGGAGCCACGGAAGCGGUGCUUUCGGCUUUUUCUUCUCCCUUCAAACUCUCUGAGACAAUUUGCUGGUGGAAGGUGAGCAGACAGGGUCCGGCGGCGGUGGUGGUACGUUCCCUGAGCCGUGUCCUGGCCGUGUCUGCCGGGCAGUGGUGCUCUCCCCCUUCUGGGCCUGCUGGCGGGCGCCUGGGGCUGUCGGGACCCCGCCCGUGGGGGAGGCGGGCCAGGCGGUGGUGAUGUGCACACUCUGAGGCGCCCUGCAGCGCACGCUGCGCGUGGCCUGUGCACCUGGGUAUUGGCAGGCUUUCAUGUGGCCGCGAGGUUGAGAACACCUUGGCUGCAUACGGGGCUGGGGCCGUAUUCUGCCGCAGGUCCCUCAGCCCCAGGUCCAGCCUGGCGUCAAGGCCGCAGCAGAAAUGCUGAAAAUGGGCCUGAUUCUAGCCAGGACUUGAAUCUUCUCCGGUCUUGUUGGGUCAUUUUUCCUGGCAAUCUGGGAAGCAGAAGGUGUCCAUAGUUUACCCAGCAACUCACUGCAAAGCAGCCCAGGUUGCAGUGAGGAAAUCUCUCCAGGGCCGCUGGGGGCGGGAAGUGACCCCUGACCCGUCCCUACCGCCUGUGGCUCUGCCAAAGACUUUUAAUAGCAUUUUUAAAAGUGCGAAGUGACUAGGUAAGAAUUUUUAUCAGUGACCAAAUAUUUACUAUAGGAAGAGGUUUAAAACAUUUUUUAAUGUAAGACAAACUGAUAGAAAAGUUGUGUCAUUGUAAAGUUGGAUCUAUGACAUUCUGCUAGUCCGCUACUAAAGGUUAACUAUUGACGGUUUUAGUGACUCUGUUUUUAACGAUAGUGAUUUAUUAGCUCUUAGAAAUUACGUAUAUUUUGUGCUACUGUUAUCACUGUUUAAAAUUAUUUUUAUUAAUAUUUAUGUACUUGUUUCCCAUUUCAGGCCUUUGGUCUUUUUGGGAAGCAGGACAAUGUUUAUUAUUGAUGCCUAGACAUUUUCAAAUUACAAUUACGAACAAUUAAGCUUUAGGUCUAUUUAUAAGCUACUCUGUGAGUUGUGUGCUGGCUGGGAGUCUGCAGGCACACAUCCCCGGGCUUGCACUCCUAGGACAGGCACGGUGGGAAGACCACAGCGGCACCCAGUGGGCCUCCUGGAGUGCCGGGCUGCUUGGGGGGCCUCCUCUCCCUGCUUCUCAACGGCGGCCCUGGUCUCCCGAGGGAGCCGACCCUGCAGGCCCAGGUGGCUGAGCUGGGGGCAGGCUUGGCCUCUCAGGCCUCAGGUCUAGUCGUGGGUGCCAGUUGGGAGGCUGGGGACGGCAGCUGGAGCUGCAGGUACUUGCUGGGUGAGGUGGUGUCCUCGCUGCCUCUCGCCUCCCAGCCCCUUGUGUCAGUAUCAUUGCCAGCACUGUACCAUCACUGCACUUGUGGGCCUGGGGUCAGCAGAUCUCAGCUUCAUGUGGAUUAAUUUAUGGAAGUCCAAAUCUGUGUGUGCUGAGUGUUUAGAUGAGAUAUUACUGGAAUGGAAUAUUCUUAACCCAGAAGGUAGUAGUAUUUAUAAUGCAUAAUCAUUUAUUUGUAGUGAAUUGUUUAAAGUUAACACUUGUUUAAAUCUUUUUACACUAUAGCAUUUAUGCAACAGUUUACAGAAUUCAUGGAAUUAUUUUUAUCCAUAUGGGAAUUAAUUAAAACUCUGAAUCUUUA